Cladocopium goreaui is the source of this 5039-nucleotide messenger RNA. NCBI's taxonomy places the organism in Eukaryota, Dinophyceae, Suessiales, Symbiodiniaceae. The record is from the annotation of a GenBank genome assembly.
AUGGAAAUCCGUCCGGGUCCACGUUUUGGCCUUCCUUUGGAUCUGGCUCUUCAGCGAGUGGCUGAAAUUGCGGCUUCUGAGGAGCUCCGCAAGGCGGUUGGGGCUGACUAUGCUGAUCUUUUUCAGUUCCGAGUUCAACACACACAAUUUGCCGAGAUUGAGGAUGCAAAGAGCUCGGAGCUACAUUACGAGCUGGUGCGACAUGCCAUCAGCCUACAGAAUGCCGUCGAUGACCUAGAAGAAGAAUGCGUUCUUUCUGAGUCUUCCGAUGGCGAGGACAGCUGGGGCGCUGGCAUCGCAGUGGCCAAAGCAAUUGCUGCAUCUCUGGCAGCUUUUGCAGCCUUUCUGGGGAACAAAGAUGCGGUUGAUGACCCUUUAAUGCACUUUGUCGACCAGCUGAGUAUCGAUCUGGAUUCCUUCUCGACCAACCUGUUCGGUGGCCUCUGUAGGCUUGAUACAGAUGGAAUCUGCAGUGGUGAGCUACAAAGUGCUUUGCAAUCGAUUUGUUUGUGGGCUGUGACAAUUGUUGUGCACGCUGUGGGCCACCGACAAACAUCUCUAAUUCUAUGGGAGUGGGUUGGGAAAGAUCCAUUGUGGGCUUGUGUGCUGGUCAAAGGGUUUUUGAGCGCUUUCUUGGACUUCGAUGUAGAGGAGCAGCCGGUGGCAAUGACAGAAAUCAAGGAGAAUGUCUUGGAGGCGUUUGCUGGCCUGGCAUCUCCACGUAUUGCAUUCGCUACCCAGGCAACCAGCGAAUGUAUUUCUGCCAGCAAUGAGGAACUGAUACGACACCACGGUUGUUUGGCCAUUGCUUUGAACAGCAGCGGCAUGGUCCAGGUUCUUCUAAAAGCUGAAAAUUCGCUUUGCCGCUUUGCCUCCUUUUUGGCGACAUUGCUACAACCCGAACUUCUUGCUGACGAUUCGAGGAAUUGGUCAAGUCAACGGGCUGCCACACUGGUUUUACUAGGUGGAGAUUCUCCAACAGCUUUGAGAACUACCAGACAGGCAAAGGCCGCAGCUGUUUCGUUACGUGCCGAGAUUGAGACUCACAAAGUCGAACUGUGGAGAAAGCUCAUUCGUGAGUUUUCUGCUUUGCGCUUUGAAGUUCAAGCGUCUGUUCUGCGAAACUGCGUGCAACUGUCCUAUUUUCUUCCGCUUGAUAUGGAGUGUUUGCAAGAGUUGGUCUCGGAGGCGCUGUAUUUUACAAGCCCCAAUGGGUCAGCAAAUGAUGCUGCGUUGCUCGUCACGCUAUGCUUUGUCGCAGCCAACAGUGGAGCAUAUCCGGAGGAUUUUCCGAACCUUGUCUUUGUUGUCAGCGGCACUUCUUCUGAAGUGAAGACUUUGAUGGAUUCAAGAUGGGAGCGAUGGCUGUGGCAGGGGUGCUGCCAGAUGGACAUUUUGGCACAGUGGAUUGUAGACUUGGAGCUGUCCAAGAUGUUCCAGGAAGGCGCUUCUCAAAGCGUUGAGCACCUCGAGCCAAGUGAAACUGAAAUGGAUCUACACCGUCUACACAAAGGUGACCAGAAAGUUGAUCCUUCAUCUCCUCUGAAGAUGAGACUGCAGGAUCUGGUACUUGAUGCCCCGAAUCAGUUCCAAUGUGCGAUCAGUGCACAGCUCAUGAUGGAUCCGGUCCAAACACCAGAGGGCUUUGUGAUGGAGCGGAGUGUGUUGGCAGACGCGCUGAAUGCUUCAGGUGGCCUGUGCCCUCUUUCAGGAAACCGCUUGAUCUUGACCGACUGUCCUCGGCAGCCAGAUCUGCGUCGCAGGCUAAGAUUGCUUGCCGCCAAUGAAAAUGCAGCGCAGGAUGAGAACUUGGUGCAGGUGCUCAGUUCAAACGUGGCAAGCGGUAGAUACUCAUCUGGGAAAAGUGCCCGAUGCGACCUUGCUGGCAAUGCUGCCAGCCAGACCGAGAUCGAUCAAACUCAUUUGUGCCAUGUUCAGAUGACUGGGGCCGAGCCGGCCGACGAAUGCGAACCAACUGGCGAACAACUUGCAGCCAUGCGGGACCGCAUUGUCAAAAGGGGGGCGUCCCCGUAUUCCGACUUCAGCAUUCUGACCCCUUACAGUCGGACAAUGCAGAAGCAGCGGAAGACCUGGUCGCUGAUGCAACAGGAUGGAACAUUCAAGGUCGUGAUGCAAAGUCUCGAGGAAUAUUUCGAGCGGAUCAGCAAAUUGAACGCCGACUAUCCAGAAACAUGGCAUCUCAUGAUGAGAGCAGAAGACAAAUGUCGAUCCGAGAUGUUCAAGCGCUAUCGGACCAUCGUGCUCACAACUGCCAGAUGUGCCUCGGAAGGCAUCCCAACUCCGAAUGCCCACAGCGAAAAAGUGGUGGUGGAAAAGGCAAGGGGAAGUCAGGAUUCAAGACCUGACGCCAACGUUUCACAAGGGCAAGGAGGUCAGAUCACCUGGCCAACGUCCCAACACUCCGGUCAGAUUCCAAACCGGAGGGUUGGGGCCACCCAAAGUCAGAAGAAGGAAACAAAAUGCUGGAGAGUGCUGGCCUUGGUGCAGAUCAUUCGAGAAGCAGGGGGCGCCUUUUCUUUGGAAAAUCCAGAAUCCUCCUUUGCGUGGUUGAUGCCAAAGAUGAUAAAACUCCUCCAGGUGCCCGACGUGAAAACAGUGGGGCACAAACACCAAAAGCCUACUGCCAUCGUGACUUCGGCAAGUUGGAUGCUGCAAGUCAAACUCAGGUGCGGCGAUGUCCGUCCUCACUAUCACGUUCCAGGAGGGCUCCAAGGUUUGUCUUGGGACCCGGUUUCAGAAGAAUAUGUAUGGCUCACCUCCAAGGCCGCAGAGUACCCUUGGGGCUUGUGCGAUGCUUGGGCUGCGGCUUUGCAAGGCUGGUUGUGCAGUGCCGACGGAGAGCUUUGGCUACGACGGCGCACCUUGUACAAGACCGGGCCAAACCAAUUGGUUCGCUUGGAGCAGUCGGAGCCGGAUGCCUCUGCCAAACCAACUCCUGCAAUGCAGCGCUCCAAAGCAGAACUGCGGGAGGAAGAAAAUCUAAGGUGCACAGGAGGUCUUCGGGACCCGCGCCGUGCAGUGGCCAAAAGUCCAUCUUAUCAGCAGGUUGGAAGGAGGAUUCGGCAGGCCUUGGACCUGUGUGUGUCAGAGGCAGCUCUUCUUCGGUUCGAAGCCGGCGAGGAGAUUGAGGAUGCACUGGUUCAACAGGCCAGACAAGCUUUGCAUGCUGAAUUUGAAGUUAAUGAAGUUUCAAAUGACGAGGGGUACCACACAGAGCUCCUCAAGUCCAUGCUUCACUGUGCAAGUGAUGCGGAUGCCGUGACCCCACCGAAUGGUUGGAGCAAGGGGUUGGUAGAGACUGGUCGUGCAGACAAGGUAAGCACUUGGGAAGAGGUGGUGGCCCUGGUCGGCCCGCAAGCCAAACUAAUGAUCUUCGAUGUCUCCCUUUCUGCGCAGGAAUUGUUUAAGAUCAAGACACCCUAUGAACAACUUGAAUUCCUGGUCAUAGACUUUUCAGACGUAGGCCCAGUUUCUGUGAUUUGCUUGGACAAAUCCACAGUCACGGCCCACGGCCCCUUGGACCUCAAUCCUGGCCCCAAUCCAAUCAACCGACUGACCACGCUGGGAUUUGUGCCAGGCCAACUUGAAACCAAGUUCAAAAGUUCCAUGUGGCAGCGGCGUGGCAACGGCAAGGGCAAGUUUGACCUCGUUGCAACAUUGCGCGGUUUUGUUCACACUGUAUCAGCCGUUUUGAAGUCAGCUGUGUAUAGAGCAGCGAGCUCUUACCUGACUGAAGCGGUGCAGUGGCACAAGAGAUCUGGUUUUGUCAUGGGUGAAGUGCUUGAGAGUGGCAUAGCUGAUGCAAAACGUUCGCCAGUUCGAGCCAUUGGUGCACCUCGGAAAGCUGCAGAGGUGAAACUGGAGUGGCUGGAAGCAUUGUUUGCUCGAGGACAAGUGGCUCGUUUGAACAUUUGUGCAGAUAGUGAGUUGGCGUCAAAUGUUCCCUUAGUUGGCAGAUAUGAUGAUCCUAGUCGAGUCAUGUCGAAGGCUGACUUGAUGGAAGCUUUUAGGAUAUCCUUGAAGCACUGUCGGGCCUUGUUGCCUGCCUCCGCGGCAGUGAUGAAAGCGAACGGAAAGACUUUCUACCGCAGGAGUCCUGGAGCUAUGUCCAUCAGCAUCAGGCCAGUGACAGAGCUUUGCGGCUUGAUUAAGCCGCGAGUCACCGCAGAAGAGGAUGCUGACCUCGCGAAGGCUGCUGAGUCCUCGCUUGCAGCCGGAGGGAAUGAGGCACCGCCUUUCCUGGCUAUGUGCAAGUUCCUUGCCUUUCGAGCUCUUGGAGAUGUAGAUCCAGCAGAGAGGCUGCUUGUGCAGGAGAAGGUAUUAGCAAGAGCUGGAAUGCCACCGCUAGCAGCAGGAUUUACAUGGGAUGACCUUGCCCGAGCACUGUCUUUCCUGAUAAAGCUCGCAGAAGCCGAGGGUCUGGAAGCUGCAGUUGAGGAUAGCAAGUCUGGAAUGCCUGCAGCAAAGAAGCCGCGCUUGGCUGGGGAAGGAGCAGCCGGAGCAGCUGUGUUCCUGGUGAUGCUGGACUACAUCCUUAGCACAGCAAUUGAAGGUAAACCCUUCACCGUCACGGAUGAGAUCGUGGACGGCGUGACUUGUUUGGAGCUCGCACUUCGUGGACUUCAUCUUGCAGCAGCUCUCUCCAAAGGUCACGAUGUUCUUGGUGCUGUGAUCAAGAGAGCAGAGGCUCUCCUGUUGGGAGGCAGUUCUUGCUUACGUGGAGGGCGCAACGGCAACAAAAUGAGAAGACUUGGCGCCCGUGUUCUGGGUGCCCUGGCCAAACAAACACCAGGGACAGCCACUGUCUGGCUUCAGCAGCUUGAUGCCUCUCUUGGUGAUGCAAGUCCAGAAAAGCGAGCGGCAGCCGCUCUUUCUGUCUGUGAACUUCUGCGCGAAGGAGUCACUACAGCCGAGCCUGCCAAGAUGUGCCAGAAGGUUCUUUCCUUUUUGAUUGCUCCACAAAUAGAUCCAGACAGCGCUGCGCUGACCGCCGCUUGUGAUGGACUUCGGCGCUUGAG